Effrenium voratum is the source of this 2062-nucleotide messenger RNA. The record is from the annotation of a GenBank genome assembly. Lineage: Eukaryota; Dinophyceae; Suessiales; Symbiodiniaceae.
AGCUGACGGACGGCUCAGACCCUGUGCUUGGCAUGGCAUGAAUGUGAGUGCCUGCUGGAGCAACGGUUUGACCUGGGAGACUUGCUGCCGGAACUUUUUGGCCAACGAUUGCUGGAGGCCUCCGUUGACGUAUGAGACCUGCUGCGUGCUGCGCGCGGAGUCCACCGCGGAUGCGAGAGGUUUCAUCCUUCCGGAGACUCCUCAGGCAUUGCUCGCAGUGCAGAGGCUAGAGGCAGCUACAGGGGUAUCAGCUCGUUUGGCCUGGCCAAAGGGGCAGCUUCUGGUGAAGUGGCGGCAAAGCUGGCUUUGCCCACCGCCUGCAGCCAGGCAGAGGACCAGCGGCUGCGAGCAUGCUGCAUAUGACAAUCUAUGGGCAAAGGCUCGCACCUUCACGGAGUUAGCUUUGGAGACGGCGCAAGCCGCUCCUGGGGAUGAGCGCCAUGCCAAGUCCUUUGCUUCAUUGCUGCUGCUGGCCGGCAGUGUGGAGGAGCUGCACUGCAUCCUCAGGUACUGGCACUGCUUCGAGGCAGCGCACAGCGCCUUUGAUCAGGUCUGCGCGAUUAUCGACUUGGUCCUCUUACAGCUUGCAAGCUUGCUGGGCGAAGCACCGGAGGCCUUCUCGCCCUGGCUAGGUCAAGGCAGCUUCUGCAGCCAAGCCUUGCAGCGUGGGGUCAACGACAUUUUGCAGUUCGUCCUCUUUUGGGUCUUCCAGCGCUUCGACCAGCGCCUCCGAAUCAUUAGCCAGGCUGUACGGUGGUCGGACUAUUUGGCCCGCAGUAGUGGGUCUCAGGAAGAGUUCGGCAAGUACAUGGAAUUGAACCCACCUCGUGGGCAGUUCUAUCAUUUUUCGAGGGCUGUGGAGUUCAAUCCCGUGUGUGAGGACCUGCAGCGAUAUGGGACGAGGAAUUUUUACUCAGGCUUCUGGCAUCGACCCUGGCUGGACACCACGCAGAGUUUGACUUGGCACCUCUUCAUCCAUGAUAUCAUGGACAUUAUCAACGUCCGCUCGGGAGGACUGAGCAGAACGGUAUUGAACCUUGGCGCCGAUGAUGGUGGCUGCAACCAUGGUGGAGCACGCUACUGGAUGUUUGAUCCAGCCAACUGCUUGCUGCUCUCUUAUCAUGGCUUUGGCGGAGUCUUCUUGGAGGGACGACACGACAGCGUGGAGAAAAUGCGGCGGCGCUUCGCCGGCCGUGGGGGCGCUUUGUGCAGCGAGGGCAUCGCAACCACGUCCAAUGUGCGAGUGGCCAUUCUGCGGGCAGAGCCCUGUGACGGCACGGCACCCGGAGCUGAAGCCCGCAGAGUGCAGGAGAGUUUGGCGGCCGGCCAGCUGGACUUGCUAAAGCUGGACGUGGAUUUCGGGGACUGCGACUUCUUGGAGGAGUUGGUGCCGUGGCUUCGGCCCAAGCUGGUGCAUGCAGAGAUGAACCCCUACUACCCGCCCCCGUUCGCACAGAAGCAGCACUUCCAUGAAAACCAGCUCAUGGAAUACAUCGAGGCGGGGCAAGAGCUCCCCCAGGCGGUGCGAGGUUGCUCCCUGAGCGCCAUCUCAAGAUCCCUGGGUGGGCCAGAGGUCUAUGUCGUGGCUCAGGUGGAGUUUGACCAUGUGCUCUUCAUCCGCCGAGAUUUGGCAGCGCAGGUGCUCCUGCCGAAAAGAACAUCCCUGACGUUGUGGGAUCACUGGUUGGCAGGCUAUUAUUGCCAUCCACUUCGCCGUGUUGCUCGUGAGGAUGAGUGGGAAGCAGGCUUUGACUUCAGGCGCUUCAUCCCGACCUCUGAGGGUGAUUUGACCCAAGUAGAAGCCGACAUGCAUAGUUUUUUGGUCUCGGCCGGAGGGACGGAUCAUUUAGACUCCGAGCACGCGCGAUGGACGUUCUCCUUGCUCCGCUGCGACGAGUGUGGUUGAUUAGGCAGCUGAGGCGGUCAGUUGCCAAGCUAGUGCCGUCAAUCGCAAGGCUAAUGCCUUUGCUAGCGGGAGAUGCCGUGGUGAAAUGAAGCUUCAUUGUUGCAGCAUUGUGCAGUAGGUCUGAGAACGAACUGUUCUUUUGAAAAGAGUGCUUCA